AUGGAAGGAGGAGAAUUACCUGGGUUGUUGGUAAAUGACAUUGGUGGCACACAUGGGAUACUGCAAAGCCAUGUGACAUUCCUGAAGAAACAUUUCUCCCUCAUCACCAUGAAGGAAUUUCUUGAAAACAAAAAGCAGAUGAGUAAAAAGGUCCAAGCAAUGUAUCUGUGGUGGCACAAACCAGUUGUUGACCGAGAACUCCUCCAGAGCCUGCCAAACUUGAAAGUGAUUGCGAAUUCAGGAGUGGGGAUGGAUCAUCUUGAUCAGAAACUUAUAGCUAGCUUUGGUGUGAAGAUGGCUAAUUGUCCACGUGCUGUUUCCAGCAGCACUGCAGAUACUGGGAUGGCCUUGCUGCUAGCAUCUGCUAGAAGACUAGUGGAAGUCUAUCACAUUACAAUUUCUUCAAGUAUGGAGUACUGUGAAGCUGAUAUUCUGGGAGUUAAAGUUGCUGGAGCUACUCUGGGGAUCAUUGGCAUGGGCAGCAUUGGGUAUAAGAUUGCUCUGAGAGCCAAGGCAUUUGAAAUGAACAUUUUGUACCACAACAGAACACAGAGGAAAGCAGAAGAGGAGCAAGCUGUUGGUGCCACAUACUGCAAAACGAUAGACAGCUUGCUCCAGCAGGCAGAUUUUGUGAUGGUGGUGGUGAGCCUGACACCUCAGACACACAAGCUAAUUGGAAAAAGAGAACUGGAGCUGAUGAAACCCACAGCUACUCUCAUUAACAUCAGCCGAGGUGCAGUAGUUGACCAAGAGGCUCUGGUGACAGCUCUGCAGAGUGGUGUGAUCGGGGCUGCAGCGCUGGAUGUCACCUACCCAGAACCACUGCCCAGAGAUCAUCCAUUGUUAAAAUUAAAGAACGUCAUUAUAACACCUCACCUCGGCAUUAGAACAGACAAGGCCAUCUUCAUGAUAACAGAGGAAGCAGUUGAAAACAUACUAGCUGCUCUGAACGGCCUCCCUAUGCCCAGUGAAGUGCUUCCUAGAUGA
Acanthisitta chloris (rifleman) is the source of this 987-nucleotide messenger RNA. Its product is annotated as glyoxylate reductase/hydroxypyruvate reductase-like. The transcript has 5 exons. Bases 1 to 987 code for a protein of 328 amino acids. Gene Ontology annotation, molecular function: NAD binding; glyoxylate reductase (NADPH) activity; hydroxypyruvate reductase [NAD(P)H] activity. The record is from RefSeq and is a predicted model, not a curated record. NCBI's taxonomy places the organism in Eukaryota, Metazoa, Chordata, Aves, Passeriformes, Acanthisittidae. Gene Ontology annotation, cellular component: cytosol.